AUGCUAGCUGCAAGAGUGCGUCUUCCAAACAAGCCUUUAGUUGUGGUACCUGUUGGCGAGUGUGUUUAUAUUGGAGAUGCACAUGGUGUUUUGUAUGCACUGAAGACGCCAUACACUUCUGCAACUGCUGUGUUUCAAUCUGUAGGCCCUAUAUCUGCACUUGUAUUCUCGGGUGAUCGGUUGUAUUAUGGAAACUGGGACGGAGAUGUUGGGGUUGUGGAAGUGGAUGGCAAGAAGGCUAACUUUGGAAGGCACAUUGUGAAGUGCAUGGUGGUGCAUCAAGAUCUGAUUUAUGCUUCGGUUGGCAAUUUUGUUUAUGUAUUGGAUUUGGAUCUGGCUGUGGUGCAUGAAUAUAAAGUAGAGCAUAAGGUACUAUGCAUGAGUGUUUUUGAAGGAGCGGUGUAUUGCGGAAUGGGGGUGCCGUUUGUUGCACGAAUCGGCGACGGCAUUAUGAUUCUUGGAAAGAGUGCACAUGAAACAUCGAUUUUCUGCAUGUGUGGAGAAUACACGGGAUCUGCAGACGGAACAGUCAUGAGGCAGGAUUACAGCAGCCUAGAACGGCAUGUGGUGAUAUAUAAAGGGCAGCAGUGGAUUAGGUCGAUGCACAGCCGGUAUCUUUUUUCGGAGGGCAAGAGUGUUGUUGCAGACAUGAGCGGAAUCAAGUGUGGAUCAGGCACAGGAUUCAAACAUUUAUAUUCGCAUGAAGCGGAUGUUGUUGGGGUGGCUGCUGUUGGAAGCAAGAUUGUUUCAAUUGGGCUUGACUACAUGUAUUGUGUUUAUGACAUUGGAUUUGAAAUGAGCGAAGAGGAAGAAAGGGAGAUUGCAGAGCUGAUGGGAAGUUGA
This is a messenger RNA of Ordospora pajunii, 843 nucleotides long. RefSeq lists its product as uncharacterized. NCBI's taxonomy places the organism in Eukaryota, Fungi, Microsporidia, Ordosporidae. Gene Ontology annotation, molecular function: protein binding. The record is from RefSeq and is a predicted model, not a curated record. Bases 1 to 843 code for a protein of 280 amino acids. The transcript has a single exon.